CAACUUUUCCAGAGGAGCUCCACAUCGCAACGCGUCGUUCACCGAAGUGCUGAGAUUUAACAAAGUAGCCGAAAACGUGACGAGGAAUAAGCGGAACGACAUAAUCUGGCUUUUUAGUAAUUUAUUUUGUUUUCUCACCUUUUAUUUUGUCCCCCCCCCCCCUUAAAACUAUCAUCUUAUAGGCUAUUGAAGUUAAGAUGAGGAAUCUGCGGUUGUUGUUCCUCGUCGGGCUGGCGGCUGGAUUCAUCAGCGAAAAACUCUUGGUCUCCUCCCAGCCAUCCUUUUCCACAGCAGAUGACCUGUACCUAGAGGGCCAAGCAUCAGGUAACCUCCCUAUAGAUGAUGAUGAUGAUGAUGGUGAAGACGAGGGUUCAGGCUCUGGAUCCGGAAACUACGCUUUCAACGACUUCACAGACAACAUGCUCAGGAGGAUUUCCAACUUCUCUAGGACCACAGUCUCCAAAGAAAUGGUUCCAAGUCAACCUCAACCCACAGCAGACUCUCGGGACAACCCAGCAACCACAGCAGCAGAUAGCAAGGAUCCAUCAACCACAGUGAAGGACACCGAGACAACACCAUUCAUACUCCCUGGUGGGGACAAAGAGGAUGAGGAGAGUACCGGCCUCCGCUCCACCAGCUUGCCUCCCAGUGAAACUACUGCAACCAAAUUCGGCAAAGACAUCAUUGUGUCCAAAGAUGCAGACAAGGACAACAGUCUGGAUAUGUGGGAUGUCUCGGCGACCACAGAAGGCAGAGAUGACAUCCAGAUCAAAGAGUUUGAAAAUGAAAUUCUGGCCAAAGAUGGCCAAGGCAGCAGAAUGUAUGAGAUGGACUCUCCCAAAGAGGUGACCUCGGAGAACUUGUGGGAGAGGACGGAAGUGCUGGCAGCGGUGAUAGCGUGUGGAGUGGUGGGAUUUCUCUGCGCCGUUUUCCUCCUCCUCCUCCUCGUCUACCGUAUGAAGAAAAAGGAUGAAGGUAGCUAUGACCUGGGAGACACCAAACUUUCCUCAACAAUCUAUCACAAAGCGCCUACCAAGGAGUUCUAUGCCUGAACUGACCGAAAGGGACUUUGAACGGAAAUCGAUUCCUCACAAUCAGAAUUGAGAAUCGAUUGAUAAACAACUGAAGAUGAUUCUUCUGAAUGAAGUCUGAAGUCAAGCACCUCUGUUCUUCUGCAAUGCUCCUUACAUUUUUUCCCUUUCUUUUUCUCUGUUCUACCUUCCUCCUCUGCUACCCAUUAACAUCUCUGUAUAUAAUGUUCAGUGUUUGUGAGGAAGAGGUCAUACGAGAACAAAUAAGACUAUUAAAAUACAUUUGUCUCAUUCCAUUCUGCAGAAGGAGUUAGACAUGAAAUACACGUCCUACAUUUUAAGAGAGGAAUCUUUUCUAGAGCUGAACUGUUCUAGUCCAGGUUGAUAUCACUGUGCCUUUUCACCCACAUUACUUUUUUCUAAGGUGAACCACACACUGGACUUUGGGCUGCUUUAGACAAAUCGAUUGUCCCAUUUAGCAGAGCUACAGCCUGAACUGUCCCAGCUCAUCUUAACAACACUGAGGAAGUUCACAGAAACAUGAAUAGCCUUAACGCAUUUUGAAUGCUGUCAAUAGGAAUGUUACCACAUAUGGGAUUAGUAUUACAAAUGUAGACCCUUUUUUCUUUGAGGUAAAAUUUGCUGUUUGUAAACAUUUGUCAUUGUUACAUUUCAUUUCUUGUACGCUUUCUUUGCUGAAUUGAAGAUUUUCUUGUUGUUUUGAGGAAUUAAUGUUUUGUCUUGCUGUCCAGUAUUGAUAUGAGAGAUUUUGUUACUCUGCAGGUACAUGUUUUUGUUGUUUUCUCAAAGAUAUUUCACACUUAUAUAACUGACCAAAAUGUAAAUGUGCUUUAGAUGUCUUUUGGAAAAUUAUUUUUUGAAGCUUUUUGUUUUGAUGUGUUUUGAUGUCAAGAGAUUAUAGCCAUUUUUAAAAAGAGAUUUUGGUCAUUUCAUUGUAUUCAUACAGUGGUAGUCCCUCAACCUUGCAUCGGUCCAACAUUAGUAAUAUUUUCAGGACUAUUUUAUUUGGUGAAUGUGUGCAGCAAGCAUAGGACAGGUUUGCUAAGGUAGAGCCAAGUCUAACAUCUAUAAUUCAGAAACCAAAGUGAAAAGUGACCAACGCUUUCUGACGACAGCCAAAGCACAUUCUUUUCUGACUGUCAACUGUAAUAACGGGUUUGAAUAUAAGGGACAGUGAAAGCAUUUAGUGUUUCUUAAGAUUUAUAGAGUUGGGGCUUGUUCACACAGCAGGGUUGGAAAGUUAAAAAUACAAUCAAUUAUAGAUGUCUGUUUAUCUGUCAACUGUAAUAAGCAAUGUGACUGACUGAAUUAUCCCAAAUCAGUAAUUUACUUACUAAUUGCAAAUUCUUUUUAAUUUGUUACAAUGCUAAUCAAAGCAUAAGCAUGUCAGGUUUUAAAAGUGUUUCCUAUCAGUCUUUACCUCGACCAGCCAAACAAAGGAGCCUUUGGGGGCUUAGAGUUUCAGUAAGGAUACAGGAGGCAGCAACGACAAUAGGGCAGUAUUCACUUUUGAUUGGAUUUUACUUUUAUACACCCUGUUAAAUUUAUAUUUUUGUGCAAAUAUUGGGGAUUUAAACUAUAUAUAUAUAUAUAUGACUAUCUAUGUAGAUAGUCUUUUUAGAUGGUGUCUGAUGAAUUUUAGCUACCAACUUAUUAUAUGUCAAAGAACAAUGUUUUUCACAUCAGCCUCUUACUGAAAUGGGGGGAAUGUUGUCUUUAAGCAGAUCUAUUGAUGGCCUUACAAUCUUUAUGAAAAGGUCUUUUUUUUUUUUUUUUUAACGAGCUUUGGUUAUCAAGAUAACUGGGAUCAGUGAUUGAUACACACAGAGAGGUGGGGUUAAGUGGUUAAACUGUGAGUAGACCUACCCCCUGUCUACACAUUCUCAUUGAAAUUACAUUGGUCUCAUUUGGUUUAUUUGGUUUUUUUUUGCUCUGACUUUCUUGACUUUGAGUUUAAUGUCUCAUAACAAACGUUAAAUUGGUAUAGAUUUGUAAUGGCUAUUUCUGUCUGUUUCAUCCUGUGUCAAAGGGCACUGUCCCUAUCUGCUUCAAAAAUCUGUUGCAAAACAGUUUUUUGUCUGUUAACAGUUUGAUUCCCUUCAUGAGGCAACGUGAAGUCAGUGAAAGUUGUGGGGCUGCAUUUAUCUUUUGUCCUUUAAUCGAAGCAAAUUAAUAGUGUUUACUUGAUAUACUUUUCUCUGCUAUUAUAGAAAAUAAUUUUAAAGCUAUUCUAGAUUAUCUGAAUGCAAACUACCUAUUUGCUAUGGCUAGAAUAAACAGGACAAUCUUAUCACUAACACACUGUGACUUACUGUUGAUUUGUUGGAAAUUUGUUGGGCACUUCUUCAGUGCCUUACAAAACAUCGUAUACAUUCAUUUACAGUGCUCUUUCAGUGUCUGUGUCAUGUUUUGACCAUCAAGCUAUACAAAAACACAACUGUAAUAGUUCUGGGCUAGACAGGGCUAGGAAAAACUGACAUUUGGACAAAUGUCCAACACAGACCAUAACCAUAGAGGGUUAAGACAACGGGUUAACACUUGUUGGCAAUCCAACAGGUGAUGACACACCACAACCUUUCUCUUCUAGGAUCUCCGUAGGUUUAUACAGUAUGUUGAUGAUACUAUAAUUUAUAUGUAGUAAUUUAUACUUGCUUAUACUAUAAUCCAAUGUCCGCGAUAAACUUGGAGUGUACAGUAUUUACUCAUGGUCAAAGCCUGUUUGUGCCUACUUCUCAGUUUGUUUUGAUAUUUAUGUUUUUAGUGUAUUUGACAAGCCUUGGUUUAAUUCAAUUUCAUUAUCGGUUGUCCAGCCUUUUUAAAAUACAUUUUCAUAUGAAUGCAUUUAAUGAAAGUAAGUAAUAAGUUCCUUGUAAAUAUAUUGCAGCUUUAAUUUUCAUUUUGAUCAUAUUUGAAUAUGAAUUGACUACAUGGGGGAAGGGACAACCAAAAACCAACUUAGAGAUAAAAUGGUGACAUAAGCAUAUGGGGUGGCCAAUAGAGAACUGUGUCAUGAAAUGGUGUAUCUGUGGGUUCACUGCUGAGUAAAAGAUGUGGCUUUAAUGCAA
This is a messenger RNA of Micropterus salmoides (largemouth bass), 4117 nucleotides long. Its product is annotated as syndecan-2-like. Gene Ontology annotation, cellular component: membrane; cell surface. The record is from RefSeq and is a predicted model, not a curated record. NCBI's taxonomy places the organism in Eukaryota, Metazoa, Chordata, Actinopteri, Centrarchiformes, Centrarchidae. The transcript has 5 exons. Gene Ontology annotation, biological process: cell migration. Bases 198 to 1052 code for a protein of 284 amino acids.